AUGGCCCUCGAUAUGAGAGCGGUCACCGAUGACUUGGAGCGGCUCGAGGCCGAUCGGAGCAAGACGAAGCUCUCCAACGAGGACCUCGAAAAGGGGCAGACGUCGCACAGCGGCCACAGCGCUUGUUGCGUGGAUGUCUCCCUUGAGACCUGCCACCCGAAGGGUCCCCAGCUAGGGGCUCUGGUGCUGAGCUUCAUUGUUGCUUGUGCCGUCAUUUUGCUCAACAUGCCCAACAUCGCACGUGCCACCGCAGAGGCCGUGCCGCGUCCAUGGAGUGUCAUCUAUGUCAUCUCGUUCUGGAUGAUGCUCUUGGCCUUAUUGGGUAGCUGUUGCUUUGUGGGCUGGCUUGCCAAAGGUGAGGCGGAAGGUCGAAAGUACUGGCCUGCGGGUGGAUGCUGCCUUCUUCUGGUUGUGCUACCAGGAGCAGUUCUUAGCCUUGUGUUCAUCCUUGCAGACACUUGGGACGACUUGAGCCUUCAAGGUGCAGGCACAGCAGAGGCCUACACGAUCGCCUUUCUCCUUCUUAGCUCGAUGGCUGCCAUACUGCCAGCGGUGGUCUUCUGCUUGAUCGCAGUACGUGGGGUCCAACGCCGUCUUGCAGAAACCAGUGAUUCCAAGAUUGCCAUAGGACUCUUUGCUGGGCUAUGCUUAGUGCUUGUAAGCUUUCUGGUGGCCGGAAUUGCCAUAUGCUUCACCUUGCAACCCUUGGGGGUAGGCCUUGCGUGGUUAGCAUGCCUCACCUUGCUUGGCAUCCUUAUCUUCAGCACUGGCUCUUGCCUCAUUGCGUGCCAAACCGCCUCGGUGGCACCAGAGGAACUCCUCGCUCCGGAGCACCAACUGGGCGCCGCGCGCGUCUCGCGCUCCUCCGGAGCACCGCGCGCCUCCGGUGCGCGCGUCGCGCGGUCCUCGGCGCUCUCGGCGCGCUCCUUGGAGCGUUUGAAGGUCAAGAGACCCAGCCGCCGGAAGACUGUUUGA
Durusdinium trenchii is the source of this 975-nucleotide messenger RNA. NCBI's taxonomy places the organism in Eukaryota, Dinophyceae, Suessiales, Symbiodiniaceae. The record is from the annotation of a GenBank genome assembly.